UUCGGUGUAUUCAUGUCAAGAUUCUAUUUUUGUUAUUUUUAUGAAUAUGACAUUUUGAAUUUAAAUCAUAUGAUUUCAAAUAUAUUUUAAAAUGAACUUAUUAUCUAAAUCAUUACCUUUAAUCCGAUGCAAUAAAAGUGUCCUACCCGUUUCAAUUGGGAUUUGGAGACCUAGUCUUCGAUAUCUUUCUAGUCAAAAGGAAGGAGGCCUGACUAAAAGUCGGUCUUCUGAAGAUCGUGGAGAUGUGUCCACUGACGUUAGACCGCUUGGAGAAAAAAUCAAAGAAACCACUAAAACUGUAUCCUAUACAGGAAUUAUAUUAGUCGGUGUGGGAGUGACUGGAGUUAUAUUUUACUAUGUUUUUAGAGAAUUAUUCUCCAGCAACAGUCCUAAUAGUAUAUAUUCAGUAGCACUUGAAAAGUGUAAAAAUGAUCCCAGAGUGGAGGAUGCUUUAGGUGCUCCCAUAAAGGGAUAUGGAGAAGAAACAACAAGGAGAAGGCGGACUCAUGUCAGUCAUGCUGUUUAUGAGAAAAAUGGAGUUAAGCACAUGCGCAUGAGGUUUUACAUUAAGGGCAUCAGAAAUAAAGCUGUAGUGGAAUUGGAUAUGCAACAGAAUGAGUAUGGAAACUAUAUGUGCCGUUACUUACUCGUCCAAUUGGAUGAUUACAGUGGAAAGACUUUUAUUAUUGAAGACAAUAGAGCAGAGUUGGACAAAACGCCAGCUGAAUUUAACGGCCAAUUUCCAACAUUAACACUAACUCAGUGAAAAACCAAGUGCUGUGUAUAAAUUCAUUAGAUAAGUUUUAGAAAUGUGAAUAAAAUGUACAGACAGAUAUUA
Colias croceus (clouded yellow) is the source of this 838-nucleotide messenger RNA. RefSeq names its product mitochondrial import inner membrane translocase subunit Tim21. Bases 92 to 766 code for a protein of 224 amino acids. Gene Ontology annotation, biological process: protein import into mitochondrial matrix. The transcript is spliced from 3 exons. Gene Ontology annotation, cellular component: TIM23 mitochondrial import inner membrane translocase complex. NCBI's taxonomy places the organism in Eukaryota, Metazoa, Arthropoda, Insecta, Lepidoptera, Pieridae. The record is from RefSeq and is a predicted model, not a curated record.